Messenger RNA from Chironomus riparius, 1265 nucleotides. NCBI's taxonomy places the organism in Eukaryota, Metazoa, Arthropoda, Insecta, Diptera, Chironomidae. The record is from the annotation of a GenBank genome assembly.
AUGUCAAAACAUCUAGUUCGCUUAUUAUUUUCACACAUAUUUUUUGAGUUUUAACUAUUUUAAUUAAGAAAACGGAGGUAAAAGAGUUUUAAAAUGUCGCAAACUCCAUUGCAACCAAAUUACACAAAAGUAUUCAUACAGAGAGAUUAUUCAGAAGGAUGUUCUGUGCAAUUCCAAAAUAGAUUUCCACAAGAAUUGGAAGGAAGAAUCGAUAGAGCUAGUUUUGAGCGAACAAUUGCUAAAAUUAACGAAUAUUUUAUAGAAGCUGAGAAAGGAAACUGCAGUACAUUCUGUGAAGGAUUUUGUGCUUGUUUUUCAGCAUAUUUAAUUUACUUAUUCACAGAAACACAUUAUGAGAAGUGUUUGAGGAAAGUUUCAGCAUAUAUUUCAAUGCAGAAUGAACUUGUUUAUAAUCCAAAGGGACUUAACUUAACUGAUCCUGUUAAUCGUGGACUUCGAGUUAUUGAAAUAAGUAGUUCGUUAAAUGAUCGAUUAUCAACAUGACAUGUCUUCUCGCAUUCAACUGAGGAAUUUUUCAUAGUAAUGCAACGUAAUAAUAUUGUAUUUAUUAUAAUUGAUGUGGUUGGAAAGUUGAUUGAAAAAUGAGCUUGUUUGUAAUUAUAUGAAUCAUCAAAUCAGAAUUGCUGGUAUCCAGUUAAAUGGAUCACAUUCGAGUCUUUGUAUGUUAUCAAAAUAAAUACAUCAAAAAAAUUAAUAAUGAUGACAAAGACGAUAAGAGGAAGAUAACAAUCGUGCAACAUCCAAAAAACGACCAUGCAUGUAUAACAAAAACCUGAGUUAAUGGUCUUUCAGACUAAUCGCACUUACCCAGAAAAGGUAUUAAAGUGAGAGCUGUGGACAUUUUCAUCAUCUUAUCAAAUAUGAUUUGAUUAGAUUUAAUCCUCUUAUAAGUCUGAAUAUUACAAGAUUCAGUUCCUUUUUCAGUCAGCUACAUCCACAAUCUUAUUAAGAAAAUUUAAAAAUUUAAUUAGGGUAAACCAUGUUGAAAUUUGUGCAAUGUUGAAAUUUGUGCGCUCAAAUUAAAUGCAAAUCAUCAUCAAUAAGCCAUUUAUGCUAAACAUUUGUAUGCAGUUCUAUGUAAAAUAGAUGUCCAAAUGUUUCUACCUCAUUUAAGUUGGUCUUGAAACCUUAGGCAGCUCUAAAUUUGAAAAAAUCAAAUUAAUAAAUACAAAAAUGAGCAAGUGCGCAGUCUUUAAUUGUGAAAACAAACGAAAGGAUGGAAAAGCAUUAUUUCGAAUGCCUUU